Zea mays is the source of this 1644-nucleotide messenger RNA. Its product is annotated as putative protein of unknown function (DUF640) domain family protein. The record is from RefSeq and is a predicted model, not a curated record. The transcript is spliced from 2 exons. Lineage: Eukaryota; Viridiplantae; Streptophyta; Magnoliopsida; Poales; Poaceae. Gene Ontology annotation, cellular component: nucleus. Bases 544 to 1176 code for a protein of 210 amino acids. Gene Ontology annotation, biological process: mRNA transcription; response to light stimulus.
CACUACCAACACCGGCCAGCAGCUUCGCCGUUCCCCCUCCGGCGUCGGCGGCAUCCGCCACACGCGUUCGUUCGUUCCUUCAAGUCCCAUGUCCACCCCCGGCCGCCGCACCGCGCGCCCGUGGUGGAGUCGAGUGGAGGGGUAGAUUUUAAAAGCCCAUUCCGUACCGAUGAUAUUUCACUUGUCACCGCCCCUAUCAUCGCUAAAAACCUUUCUUUUUCUCCCGUCACAUCACCUUUCACUGCAUACUGUCUCCUCCCUCUCACCCAUUCACUUGCAGUCCUGCAGUGUGCCACAGUCCCUCCCCUCUUCCAGUCUCGCCGCCAAUUAGUACUCACCCCCUCCCUUGCAUCCGCUCCCCUCCCCCCUCCUCUCUUCCCCCCCCGACCUCGGCGCCGAGGCAUGCUGUUGCCGUGAGUGAGCAAGGGAUCUUUCCGGCGAUCUUGGAGGCGGCGAGCCUGGUGCCGCAUGCUGGCUGUCCGGCCGGCCGGAGGCUAGCUAGCUCUCGCCUCUCGACCGAGAAGUGAAGUGAAGUGAAGCGAGAUGGACCUGGUGCCGCACCCGGACAGCCCGCACUCCGACAACAGCGGCGGCGGCGGCGGCUCGGCGUCCGGGGCGCUGUCGCCGGGGGCGUCAUCCGCGGGCGCGGCGUCGGCGCUGGCGUCGCCGAGCCGGUACGAGUCGCAGAAGCGGCGGGACUGGAACACGUUCGGGCAGUACCUGCGGAACCACCGGCCGCCGCUGUCCCUGGCGCGCUGCAGCGGCGCGCACGUGCUGGAGUUCCUGCGCUACCUCGACCAGUUCGGCAAGACCAAGGUGCACACCCCGGCCUGCCCCUUCUUCGGCCACCCGGCGCCGCCGGCGCCCUGCCCGUGCCCGCUCCGCCAGGCGUGGGGCAGCCUGGACGCGCUCGUGGGCAGGCUGCGCGCCGCCUACGAGGAGAACGGCGGGCGGCCCGAGAACAACCCCUUCGGCGCGCGCGCCGUCAGGCUCUACCUUCGCGAGGUCCGCGACCAUCAGUCCCGCGCCCGGGGCGUCAGCUACGAGAAGAAGAAGCGCAAGAAGGCCCCGGCGCACCCCGUCCCUGCCGCCGUCAUCUCCUCCUCCCACGACGGCAACGGGCACCACUACGAGCACCAGAUGCCGCCGCCGCCGCCGCCCGGCGCCGCGGCUUGACUGGCCAGCCGGCCGGCCGGCCGGAGCUCCCGGUCCCGGCGCGGCCCCAUGUAUGCUACUACCACAUGCACUACUAUUAGCCGAUCAUCUUCUUGGUCGGUGCCUCUCUAUAGCUAGCUGAAGCUCCUGUGAUCGACUACUAUAUAUCUAUUGCCUCUAUCUAGUUCUUGGCUCCUUUCUACUAUCGAUCUGUGGCUAUAGUUUAGCUGCCACUACUGCUAGUACAACUGCUGCUGCUGCUACAAAUUACUCCCGUUGCUCUUUCAAAUAUGCUUUUGCUGCUGGUAUUGCUACUGGAACUACUACUGUCUCUUGAUUAGGUCAGUUCUCGAUCUGAUCGUUUCCCAGCUUAAUUGGUGACACUCUACUAUUUGCUGCUACUGGUGAUGCCUCCAGCUGCAGCUGUGAACUCUUGAUGUGCUUCCUAGCAGCUUUUGCUCCUUUGAUCAAAUUGGCUUGAGAUUUUAA